Gadus macrocephalus (Pacific cod) is the source of this 4722-nucleotide messenger RNA. RefSeq names its product LLGL scribble cell polarity complex component 1 (gene llgl1). The coding region runs from base 217 to 3480 and encodes 1087 amino acids. The transcript has 24 exons. The record is from RefSeq and is a predicted model, not a curated record. Gene Ontology annotation, cellular component: cytoplasm; plasma membrane; cortical actin cytoskeleton. NCBI's taxonomy places the organism in Eukaryota, Metazoa, Chordata, Actinopteri, Gadiformes, Gadidae. Gene Ontology annotation, biological process: regulation of establishment or maintenance of cell polarity; regulation of Notch signaling pathway; cortical actin cytoskeleton organization. Gene Ontology annotation, molecular function: myosin II binding; GTPase activator activity.
CCACGACCCAAACAGUGCAGAGAGACGGGGGGGGAAAGCAGCGCCGCAGCCCUGCAGGAUAGCAGCAUAUUAAAACGCAACGCAGUCGGCCAGCUCUGGCUGCAUGGGCUAGUUUGAUAGCAUUGUCUGAGUGGCGCUGCUUCAACUGCAAACGGGAUUCGUAACUACGCUCCAGCUGUGUUUUCUCUAUCUCCCCCUCGAGUCCCCGGCUACAAGAUGAUGAAGUUCAGGUUUCGCCGGCAGGGAAACGACCCGCAGAGAGAGAAGAUCAAGCAGGAGCUGUUUGCCUUCAACAAGACGGUGGAGCAUGGGUUCCCCCACCAGCCCAGCUCCCUGGCGUUUGACCCAAGGCUGCACAUCAUGGCCAUAGGCACCAAGUCUGGUGCUGUCAAAAUAUAUGGCGCUCCUGGCGUGGAGUUCACAGGGCUGCACAAAGACACCGCCGCUGUCACCCAGAUCCAAUUCCUGCCCGCUCAGGGCCGGCUUCUGUCACUGCUCGACGACAACUCCAUCCAUCUGUGGGAGCUGGUGGGCGGGGCUCCCAGGGAAGUGGGCGGAGCCAGACGGGAGCCAACGGUGGGGCUCCAGGAAGUGCGUAGUUACUGCCUCCCAGGGAGGCCCGGCAUCGAGAACUGCAGCACCUCACGGGUCACCGUCCUCCUCCUCCUGGGGUCAUGUGACCUGCUCUGUGUCGGGACCGAGGGAGGGGGCGUCCACUUCCUGGAUUUGCCACGCCUGUCGCUGAGGGAGAACCAAUCACUUCUCCAAGACCAGGUCAUACAGAGCUUGCCAGAUGACUACCGAUGUGGCAAGUCUCUGGGGCCAGUGGAGUCUCUCCAGGAACACCCCCAGCAGCCAGGGGUGAUUCUGAUAGGCUACAGUCGAGGCCUGGUGGUGCUAUGGGAUCUGAGCACGCGCCACGUGGAUCACCUCUUCCUGGGCAAGCAGCAACUAGAGAGCCUGGUGUGGGAGCGUUCCGGGAAGUCGUUCGUCGGUUCCCAUAACGACGGGGGCUACUCGGUGUGGGCAGUAACCAGCGGUAACCCCUACACCCAGCAGCCAGUAUCCUCCACCAUCCCCUAUGGUCCGUUCCCCUGCAAGGCCAUUAGCAAGAUCCUUCUGAGGACCACAGUGUCUGGUGCUCCCAUGCUGCUGUACAGCGGUGGGAUGCCCAGGGCGAGCUACGGGGACCGCCACUGUCUGACCGUCCAGCAGGACAAGGAGCACGUCACGCUGGACUUCACGUCCCGGGUCAUCGACUUCUUCACCAUCCACAGCGUGGAGCGGGAGCAAGAGUUUGACGAGCCCUCGGCCGUGGUGGUGCUGCUGGACGAGGAGCUGGUGGUGGUGGACCUGCACACCCCCGGCUGGCCCACGCUGCCCACCCCCUACCUGGCCCCGCUGCACUCCUCGGCCAUCACCUGCUCAUGCCACGUCUCCAGCGUACCCCCCAAGCUGUGGGACAGGGUGCUGCAGGCCGGCCGCGCCCAGCGACAGGCACCGCAGCAGCAGCAGCAGCAGCAGCAGCGCGGGAGUUGGCCGAUCUGUGGAGGGAAAAACCUGGCGCCGUCAGCGAAACAGCAGGAACUGCUACUGACUGGCCACGAGGACGGCACCGUACGCUUCUGGGAUGCAUCGGGCGUGGCCCUCACGCCGAUCUACAAGCUCUCCACUGCCGGCGUCUUCCACACGGACUGCGACCCCGCCGACGACCCCCAGGGCCCCGACGACGACCCUGACGACCGGCGGGAGGAAGAGGACGAGUGGCCCCCCUUCAGGAAGGUGGGAUGUUUUGACCCCUACAGCGAUGACCCUAGGCUUGGCAUCCAGAAGAUCACUCUGUGUAAAUACAGCAACAAGCUGGUGGUGGCUGGAACUGCCGGACAGGUGCUGAUCCUGGCUCUGAGUGACGAGCGGUCGGACCACCAGGUCGAGGUGUCGGUGGUGGACCUGCUCCAGGACCGGGAGGGCUUCACCUGGAAGGGCCACGGCCGUCUGGACCCCCGCGCCCGCCCGGGCCCCUUCCCCCCGGGCUUCCAGCCCCAGCUGCUGGUGCAGUGCAUGCCCCCCGCCUCGGUCACCGCGGUGACGCUGCACGCAGAGUGGCACCUGGUGGCGUUCGGCACCAGCCACGGCUUUGGCCUGUUCGACUACCAGCGUCGCAGUGCCGUGCUGGCCAGGUGCACCCUGCACCCGAAUGACUCCCUGGCCAUGGAGGGUCCGCUGUCCCGGGUCAAGUCCCUGAAGAAGUCUCUCCGCCAGAGCUUCCGGCGAAUCCGCAAGAGCAGGGUGUCUGGCAAGAAGCGCCCCGUCCCCACCACCAUGCCCACCAGCAAGGUCCAGGAGGCCAACGCGGCCUUAGCGGAGCAGGAGGAUGUGGCCCCGGUGCAGCGGCGCAUCGAGCCGCGCUCCGCAGACGACUCGCUGUCCGGCGUGGUCCGCUGCCUGUGCUUCGCCGACACCUUCCUGCGAGACGGAACGCACCACGGCCCUACCCUCUGGGCGGGCACCAACUCGGGCAGCGUGUACGCCUACGCCCUGGAGGUCCCGGGUGUUGGCUCUGGGCCGGGCCGGGGGGGCGAGCCGGGCAGUGGCAGCGGGGGGGGGGGAGGAGGAGGGGGCGGGGCUGGCAGCAGCGUGGAGGCGUUGCUGGGGAAGGAGAUCCAGCUGAUGCACCGCGCCCCCGUGGUGUGGAUCUGCGUGCUGGACGGUCGCGGGCGCCCGCUGCCGGAGCCCUACGAGGCGUCCCGGGACCUCGCCGCCGCGCCAGACAUGAGCACCGCCCACUCGGUGCUCAUCGCCUCGGAGGAGCAGCUCAAGGUGUUCUCCCUGCCCAAAGUGAGUGCCAAGACCAAGUUCAAGCUGACGGCCCACGAGGGCUGCCGCGUGCGGCGGGUGGCGCUUGUGGCGCUGAGCUCGGCCGUGCAGGAGGACUACAGCGAGCACACCCUGGUCUGCCUCACCAACCUGGGGGACAUGCACCUCUUCAACGUCCCGGCGCUCAGGCCCCAGGUGCGCUACGACUGCAUCCGGAAAGAAGACAUCAGUGGCAUUGCGUCCUGCGUCUUCACCAAAACUGGCCAGGGGUUCUACCUGAUCUCCCCCUCAGAGUACGAGAGGUUCUCCCUCUCGGCCAAGGUCAUCACAGAGCCGCUCUGCUCCCUGCAGCUGGACCGCCCGCUGGAGCACGCCUCAGCCAGUGACGGCCCCACAACACAGCCACGGGCCAACGGGACACACAAAAACCAGAUGGAUCAAGCUGAGGGUCAGGCAGAGGACCUCCAGAGCGGCCUGUCCUCCCCCGCCCAGGACUCUCCCCUUGACUCACCGCUCAGCUUCGCUGACCUCACCCUGGACUCCACUGGGGAGCUCACUGUGGAGGACGUCCGGGACUUCCUCACGACGGUGGACGAAGUGGAGAACAACAUGAGGAACAUCAAAGAGGAAGAGGGGCGCACCGCGGGUAUCUUGAUCAACUGACCAAGAAGCGUCUUGGCCGUCGCCUGCAGUUGUCCAGUGGAGGCACCGAUAACCGAUAACCGUUAUCUAGCCAUACGGCUAGAUAACAGAACAAGCAGCGGACAAAGAUACUGGGUACGCCCCCAACCGUACCAUCUCCUGCUCCUCCUCCUCCUCCUGCUCCUCCUCCUCCUCCUCCUCCUCCUCCUCCUCCUCCUCCUCCUCCUCCUCCUCUCAGUACAACAGCACAGCCCCCACACGCCCAUCCACUCUGACUAUGGACACGAUAUUAGAAGAACGGAGCGUGGACAGAAGAAUACAAAGUUUCCUACUGGAUGGACCCCCAUCUUCUACAGAAGCACUCGGGAACGUGACCUCACCCGCCCUAUGAGUAUUAUGCCAGGACGCACAGGCAUGCAUGUGAACCAUUGAUUACAUGGUUCAUGGUUGGUUUGGUGAGCCAUGACCCCCCCCCCCCCCCCCCCCCCCCCCCCGCCUGGCUGGCUGGUUCUGGAUGAGGCAGAACUACCAUUGGCAGUAUGGUACAGCCUGCUGGCACUGCCCUGUGGACCUCUCUCUUUGUGUCACUCUCGCUCUGUCACACACUCGCUCUCUUUCUCUAACUCCCCCCCCCCCCCCCCCCCCGCUGUCUGCCUACCAAUUAGGGAAAGGAGUUCUUAAUGUUUUCUUUCUUCCAGGGCAGAACUAUCGGUGCUGUUGUGAGUUGAUGAACACCUCUCUCUUAACGGAGCCCCGUCCCCUCCUCGGUAUCAGGGCUCCUCUAGGUGCUGCUUUGGGGGCUCUUCCACUGGUGCUCUCUCCUCAAGAACAAACUGUCCAUGUGCACAACAGUAGACUUACUGGAGCUGUGAGGCACGCUGCGAAUUACAGCCACAGAGCAGCCCUCCUCACACCCCCCUCCAUCCCCCAUAACUAUAAACUGUGAAUCGGUUGAAGAGAAUGAAAGGGAACAAUUGUAGCAUUCACCCGACUCUUUUGUUUUUUGUUUUUCUCCCGAGAGAUCUGACCGGUCUUCUUUGAGUACUGGGAGCUAUAGCGUUUCCCGCCAUGUCGUUCCAGCCAGAAUUGCUAACAUAUCUUUGCAAUGGAGCAGGACCCUGAUGAACUAUGUUUGUAUCUGUCUUAAUAACUUAUAAUGAAGAGCCACACUAACCACAGUGGGGACCGAGGCUCGCCGUUUACCCUCGGAUGGGGAAAGGGUGAAGGGGAUAAUGCAGUCGUUUGUCUGCAGACGAAGCUGGC